AUGGCAUCCACCGACAGCUAUUGGAUGAUUGGGUUUGCAAUUAUGUGUAUAGUAACAAUUAUUGGUUGUAUCGCUCACAUUGCUAUUCUCUUAGUAGUAUUAUCAAUUCAAAAUUUACGAAAAAAUCCAUCCAAUUCGUUCAUCGUUACACUUUCCUUAACUGGACUUUUGGCGACGUCAAUUGUACUUCCUUCGGCCAUCGUUAUUUACGAUGAUGUGAAAUCUGGUUCAAAAAAGUGGGUGGUAGCAAAUUGUUCGACUGACCAUACUGACGACAUUCCUUGGGGUAUGUGUAUUGCCUUGCAGGUACUACAUAAUUUUUCAAUUUACAAUUCCGCUUGGUUGGUUUCUGCUAUUGCAAUUGAAAGAAACGUGUCCAUCACCCGCCCAUUUCAUGCGGCUUCGGCAUUAAAAUAUGUGUUGUUGAACGCAAUCGUGACAGCGGGCAGCAUACUUUUUGCUUUAAUUCCAAUUUUCCAAUCACCUGAUAAACCUUGUUAUCCACCAUACGCCUAUAGUUUUCAGGAUCCAGUUUUCCGUUGGUUGCAAUUUUUGGUAGUCUAUGUACUUCCAAUCAUUAUUAUCGUAGUAAUGUAUUUGAACAUUUACCGAGUUGCACAGAAUGUGCAAAGAACAAUUCAGCCGACCCCUUCUUUGUUUCCUACAAUAAAUGAAACGACUCUGAGAAUAUGGACUGUAAAUCCAGUUGUCGUUUCGCAAACAGAAUCAAGUGUGAUUCCUAAUAAUAAGAAACGUAAUAAAGCAAUCAAGACGUUAGUGCUUACAAUCGGUUCCUACAUUGUACUAUGGUCGCCCUAUUGGAUAUUGAACGUGAUCCCCAUUGUUCAUCACGAAGAUUUUCUGUGUGACGCAGUUCCUUGGUACAUUACAAACAAUGGCUCUAUAACGGUGACGUGGCUUAUGUAUGCAUCAAUCAGCAUUAAUCCACUGUUAUACGGUCUCUUGAAUCGUGCCAUCCGAACAGAAAUCAAAGGCAAAAUGCAAAUGACAAAGCAUUUUUUGUUUUGUAAGAAUACGCAAACAGAAUCAGCAAAUCGAGAAGAGCAUGGAGCGAAUGCGCCAGAAAAUUUCUGGGAGUUCUUGGAACGGACUAACAGUCCUCUUCCUGCUUAAAGUUAAACGUAUAUCAGCUGAAGAGACGCGCCGAGAAAUAAACGCAUAGGCUACAUGGA
This is a messenger RNA of Daphnia pulicaria, 1193 nucleotides long. RefSeq names its product probable G-protein coupled receptor. Gene Ontology annotation, biological process: G protein-coupled receptor signaling pathway. The record is from RefSeq and is a predicted model, not a curated record. The transcript is spliced from 2 exons. Bases 1 to 1134 code for a protein of 377 amino acids. Gene Ontology annotation, molecular function: G protein-coupled receptor activity. NCBI's taxonomy places the organism in Eukaryota, Metazoa, Arthropoda, Branchiopoda, Diplostraca, Daphniidae. Gene Ontology annotation, cellular component: plasma membrane; signaling receptor complex; endosome.